UUCAAGUAACCAAAAGGGAUAUCAUCUUUCUUUUGGAUGGAUCACUCAACGUCGGAAAUGCCAACUUCCCCUUUGUGCGUGACUUUGUUGCCACCCUAGUUAACUACCUUGAUGUCGGCAGUGACAAAAUCCGAGUUGGCUUAGUGCAAUUUAGCGACACUCCUAAAACCGAGUUCUUUCUGUACUCGUACCAAACCAAAUCAGACAUAAUUCAACGUAUGGGGCAGCUGAGGCCCAAGGGAGGGUCAGUGUUGAACACCGGCUCUGCACUGAACUUUGUGCUUUCGAAUCACUUCACGGAAGCUGGUGGGAGCAGAAUAAAUGAACAAGUGCCGCAGGUCCUAGUCCUGGUGACGGCAGGGAGGUCUGCCGAUCCCUUCUUGCAAGUUUCCAAUGAAUUAGCUCGGGCCGGAGUGCUGACUUUUGCUGUUGGAGUUAGGAGUGCGGAUAAGGCAGAACUUGAACAGAUUGCCUUUAAUCCAAGAAUGGUAUAUUUUAUGGAUGAUUUCAGUGCUCUGGCAGCUUUACCCCAGGAGUUAAAUAAGCCUAUAACAACAUAUGUUAGUGGAGGUGUGGAAGAGGUUCCACUCGCCCCAACAGAAAGCAAGAAAGAUAUUUUAUUCCUGAUUGAUGGCUCAGCCAACCUCUUGGGUAGCUUUCCUGCCGUCCGGGACUUUGUACACAAAGUCAUUUCUGACCUGAACGUGGGUCCUGAUGCCACACGAGUAGCUGUAGCUCAAUUCAGUGACACAAUCCAAGUUGAAUUUGACUUUGCCGAACUCCCAUCUAAGCAAGACAUGCUUCUCAAAGUGAAAAGGAUGAGGAUAAAAACUGGGAAGCAACUGAAUAUUGGAGCUGCGCUAGAUGAAGCGAUAAGGAGGCUGUUUGUGAAGGAAGCUGGAAGCAGGAUCGAAGAAGGAGUUCCUCAGUUUUUGGUCCUCCUUGCUGCUGGGAGAUCAUCCGAUGACGUGGAGCAACCGUCAGAUGCUCUGAAGCAAGCUGGAGUUGUGACCUUUGCUAUCAAAGCCAAAAGUGCCGACUCUGUAGAGCUGGAAAGGAUCGUUUAUGCCCCACAAUUCAUUCUGACCGUCGACUCCCUCACUCGUAUUUCAGAGCUUCAGCCAAACAUAGUCAACCUGUUGAAAACUAUCGAGCUUCAGCCAACAGUAGUUGAGAGAGGUGAGAAGAAGGAUGUGGUGUUUCUAAUCGAUGGCUCAGAUGGUGUUAGAAGAGGUUUCCCUCUACUGAAGACCUUUGUUCAAAGAGUUGUUGAAAGCCUGGAUAUUGGUCGUGACAAGGUCCGUGUUGCCGUCGCGCAGUACAGCAAUGUUAUACAACCCGAGUUCUUACUCGACACCCACGAAGACAAAGCAGAUCUCAUCAGUGCCAUCCAGGAGCUGAAAGUUAUGGGAGGAUCUCCUCUGAACACCGGAGCAGCCCUCGACUAUCUCAUCAAGAACGUCUUCACGGUGUCAAGCGGUAGCAGGAUAGCAGAGGGCGUCCCGCAGUUCCUGAUUCUGCUGACUGCUGAUCGGUCCCAGGAUGACGUGAGGAGGCCCUCGGUGGUCCUGAAGACGAGUGGAACAGUGCCCUUUGGCAUAGGGAUUGGAAAUGCUGACAUCACAGAGCUGCAGACGAUCUCCUUCCUCCCGGAUUUCGCUAUCUCUGUGCCUGACUUCAGCCAGCUGGAUACAGUGCAGCAGGUCGUCUCGAACAGAGUCAUCCGGCUGACCAAGAAAGAGAUAGAGUCACUUGCCCCUGAUCUGGUUUUUACAUCACCCAGCCCAGCGGGUGUGAAAAGGGACGUUGUGUUCAUGGUUGAUGGCUCCCGCUAUGCCGCCCAGGAGUUCUACCUCAUCCGUGAUCUCAUUGAGAGGAUAGUGAACAACUUGGACGUGGGCUUUGACACCACCCGGAUUUCAGUGGUCCAGUUCAGCGAGCAUCCCCGCGUGGAGUUCCUGCUCAACGCCCACUCCACCAAGGAUGAGGUGCAGAGCGCUGUGAGACGGCUGCGGCCACAGGGUGGCCAGCAGGUGAACGUUGGGGAGGCUCUUGAGUUUGUGGCGAAGACCAUCUUCACCCGGCCCUCCGGGAGCCGCAUAGAGGAAGGCGUCCCUCAGUUUUUGGUCAUCCUCUCCUCCCGCAAGUCCGACGAUGACUUAGAGUACCCAUCACUCCAAGUCAAACAAGUGGGGGUGGCACCUAUGGUGGUAGCAAAGAACGUGGAACCUGAGGAGAUGGUACAGAUUUCUCUUAGUCCUGAUUAUGUAUUCCAAGUCUCCAGCUUCCAAGAACUGCCUAGCCUCGAGCAGAAGCUUCUGACUCCUAUUGAAACCCUGACCGCGGACCAAAUCAGAAGGCUGCUGGGAGACGUGCAACCCCCCACAGAUGUUACUGGUGAUGAAAAGGACGUAGUCUUCCUUAUUGACAGCUCUGACAGCGUUAGGUCCGAUGGGCUUGCUCACAUUCGGGAUUUCAUCAGCAGAAUUGUUCAGCAGCUGGAAGUGGGGCCAAACAAAGUGCGAAUCGGUGUGGUGCAGUUCAGCAAUAAUGUCUUCCCUGAGUUCUACCUGAAGACCCACAAGUCCAAAAAUGCCAUCCUGCAAGCCAUCCGCCGCUUAAGGCUUAGAGGGGGCUCCCCCGUGAAUGCCGGCAAAGCCCUAGACUACGUGGUGAAGAACUACUUUAUCAAGUCUAACGUGGACAGGGGCCAGCUGCAGGUCAUCACCAACGAUCCUGAGCGUGUGUUUGUGGUACAGGACUUUACAGGACUCCAAACUUUAGAAAAGAACGUGCAGAGCAUUCUUGAAGAGCUUCCGAUACCUACAACAGAAAUCCCUGGAAUUCCAGGACCUGGAGCUAAAAAGCAGGCUGACAUUGUGUUUUUGCUGGAUGGCUCGAUCAAUCUCGGGAGGGAUAACUUCCAAGAAGUUCUCCAGUUUGUCUACUCUGUGGUGGAUGCCAUUUAUAGGGAUGGUGACUCUAUCCAGGUAGGACUGGCCCAGUACAACUCAGAUGUCACUGAUGAGUUUUUCCUCAAGGACUACUCCACCAAACCUCAGAUUUUAGAUGCCAUCAAUAAAGUCAUCUACAAAGGUGGCCGAGUGGCAAACACUGGCUCAGCUAUCAAGCAUAUCCAGGCGAAACACUUUGUGAAGGAGGCUGGCAGCCGAAUUGACCAGAGGGUGCCCCAGAUCGCCUUCAUCGUCACAGGUGGGAGGUCCUCUGAUGACGGGCCGAGUGCCUCCUUGGAAAUCGCACAGAAAGGCGUCAAGGUGUUUGCGGUUGGCGUGAAAAACAUCGACCUGAAGGACGUCAGCCUUCUGGCCAGCGAGAGCGCCACAAGUUUCAGAGCAUCCACAGCCCAGGAGCUGUCAGAGCUGAAUGAGCAGGUCCUGGUUACGCUGGAAGCCGCUAUGGAGGAGAGAUUGUGCCCAGUAACGACGGAAAUUUUAAGAGACUGUGACUUAGACGUGAUACUCGGCUUUGAUGUCACGGAUGUUGGGCCUGGCCAAAGCAUAUUCAAUUCCCAGAGAGGUCUGGAGUCCAGAGUUGAGUCUGUGCUGAACAGAAUAACGCAGAUGCAGAAGAUCAGCUGCACUGGCAACCAGGCGCCCAACGUCAGGGUGGCCAUCAUGGCCCAGGCUCGGGGGGGACCCGUGGAGGGACUGGACUUCUCCGAGUACCAGCCUGAGCUCUUCGAGAGGUUUCAAGGCAUGCGUACCCGCGGGCCCUAUUUUCUCACGGCGGAUACGCUGAGGUCCUACCUGAACAAAUUCAGAUCUGCACCCUCCGGCAGCACCAAGGUCAUAAUCCAUUUUACUGACGGUGCAGAUGACUCGAUAGAUCAGCUGGAGGCUACUUCGUCUGAAUUGCAUAUAGAAGGUGUCAACGCUCUCAUCUUCGUCGGGCUGGACCGAGUGAGCAAUUUCGACCAAGUGAUGCAGUUGGAGUUUGGUCGUGGGUUCACCUACAACAGACCGCUCAGAGUUAAUCUGCUGGACUUGGAUUUCGAGCUGGCAGAGCAGCUCGACAACAUCGCAGAGAGGACGUGCUGCAAGGUCCCAUGCAAGUGCUCGGGGCAGAGAGGGGACAGAGGUGUGCCGGGCCCCAUAGGACCAAAGGGUGCCACGGGUGAUCUUGGCUAUGGAGGCUAUCCUGGUGACGAAGGAGGACCGGGUGAGCGUGGACCACCGGGCGCGAACGGGACGCAGGGUUUCCAGGGAUGCCCCGGGCACAGAGGAACCAAGGGUUCUCGGGGAUUCCCAGGAGAGAAGGGUGAACUGGGAGAAAUGGGUCUGGAUGGCAUUGAUGGAGAAGAGGGAGACAAGGGUUUGCCCGGCUCCUCUGGAGAGAAGGGAUACACUGGCAGGAGGGGUGAUAAGGGAGUUAAAGGUGAACGAGGAGAACGAGGUGAUCGUGGGCUCCGUGGAGACCCGGGAGAUUCAGGAGCUGAUAAUACUCAAAGGGGAACCAGAGGCCAAAAGGGUGAAAUUGGACCAAUGGGAGAGCCAGGACCGGCGGGUGUGGAUGGCCAAGACGGUGGAGUUGGGAGGAAGGGUAUGGCAGGACGAAGGGGACCGAUAGGCAUUAAGGGUACCAAGGGCUCACCCGGACAGGCGGGGCCGGCUGGAGAACAAGGCAUGAGAGGGCCACAGGGUCCGCCCGGCCAGCUUGGCACACCAGGCUUAAGAGGAGAGCAGGGCAUGCCUGGACCCAGGGCUGGUGGUGGACCACCAGGAGUUCCAGGAGAGCGGGGCAGGAUCGGUCCCCUAGGACGAAAGGGUGAGCCUGGAAACCCUGGACCCAAAGGGCCAAAUGGACAGCAGGGCCCACGAGGAGAGAUGGGUGACGAUGGACGAGAUGGAAUUGGUGGCCCAGGCCCUAAAGGCAGGAAGGGAGAACGUGGCUUCAUAGGCUACCCAGGGCCCAAGGGUGGACCUGGUGACCGUGGUGGUGCUGGAGGCCCUGGCCCUAGAGGAAACAGAGGCCGCAGAGGAAAUGCAGGAGAUCCUGGGACACCUGGUCAGAAAGGAGAGGUUGGAUACCCUGGACCAUCUGGACUUAAAGGUGAUAAAGGAGAAUCCAGAGAUCAAUGUGCACUUGUGCGGAACAUCAAAGACAAAUGCCCUUGCUGCUAUGGUCCCAAGGAGUGUCCAGUCUUCCCGACCGAGCUGGCCUUCGCUAUCGACACCUCCUCGGGCGUCGUGACGGGUGUUUUCAACAGGAUGAAGCAAACUGUGCUCAGAGUGGUCAACAACUUAACCAUCGCUGAGAGCAACUGUCCUCGGGGUGCCCGGGUGGCUCUGGUCACCUACAACAACGAGGUCACCACAGAGAUCCGCUUUGCUGACGCCAGGAAGAAAUCAGGCCUCCUCCAGCAGAUCCAAAACUUCCAGGCGACCCUAACGACAAAGCCACGCAGCCUAGAGACAGCCAUGUCCUUCGUGGCCAGGAAUACCUUCAAGCGUGCCCGAAGUGGCUUCCUUAUGAGGAAGGUGGCUGUCUUUUUCAGCAACGGGGACACGAGAGCCUCCCCACAGCUCAAUGAUGCCGUGCUGAAACUCUACGAUGCUGGGGUUAUGCCUGUGUUCCUCACCAGCCGGCAGGACCCGGUUCUCACCAGAGCUCUGGAGAUCAACAACACAGCGGUUGGACACGCAAUUGUUCUUCCAGCCAGUGGCAGUCAGCUGAAUGAAACUAUCCGGAGGCUCUUGACUUGUCACAUUUGUUUGGAUGUGUGUGAUCCUGAUCCUGCCUGUGGUUUUGGUAGUCAGAGACCUGUAUUCAGAGACAGAAGGGCAGCCCCAACAGAUGUAGACACUGACAUUGCCUUCAUCAUGGAUAGCUCGGAGUCCACCACCCCUCUGCAGUUCAAUGAGAUGAAGAAGUACAUUUCCCACCUCAUAAGUAACCUGGAAAUCAGCUCUGAGCCAAAAGUAUCUCAGCACCACGCAAGAGUGGCAGUUCUCCAGCAAGCUCCUUAUGAAUAUGAAACCAACUCAAGCUUCCCGCCAGUAAAAACUGAGUUUUCACUAACUGAUUAUGGAUCCAAAGAGAAGAUUAUGAAUUACCUUCACAACCAAAUGACCCAGCUCCAUGGCACAAGGGCUAUAGGAAGUGCAAUUGAACAUACAGUGGCUCACAUUUUUGAAAGUGCACCAAACCCUCGGGAUCUAAAAGUCAUCGUUCUGAUGAUGACCGGAAAAGUGAAUAAACAAGAACUUGAAUACCUGCAGAAAGUUGUUAUCAAUGCAAAAUGCAAAGGGUACUUCUUUGUUGUCUUGGGCAUUGGCAGGAAGGUGAACGUCAAGAAUAUCUAUAGCCUAGCUAGCGAGCCAAACGACGUGUUCUUCAAAUUGGUCGAUAAACCAGGAGAGCUUCAUGAAGAGCCCUUGCUACGCUUUGGGAGAUUGUUGCCAUCUUUUAUCAGAAGUGACUUUGCUUUCUACCUGUCUCCAGAGAUAAGGAAACAGUGUGAGUGGUUCCAGAGUGAUCAGCAAGCCAAGAGCCAGAGCCCUGGGCACACUGGGCAGAAAGCAGUGUACGUGGCACCCAACGUGACCAUAAGCCGGACCCUCAGUGCCAGCACCACGGUCAGUACGAGCGCCAAGCCUGUUGCGAGCACCAACGCCCGUGCCAGAACCACCACUGCCAGCACCACGGCCCAGACCAGAACCACCGACCAGACCACAGCCAGCACCGUGGUCCAGGUGAACACCACCACGCAGAGCGCAGCAAGCACCACCACCCACGCCAAAGCCACCGGUCGCACCACCGCGAGCACCACGGCCGCCACGGCAGGUGGCAGGAGAAGACAAGGCGCCAAGAGCCACGACAUCCAGAUCUCAGACGUGACGGAGAACAGUGCCAGGCUGCGCUGGGCCAGCCCCGAGCCACACAACGCCUACGCUUUUGAUAUCACCGUCACCUUGGCGCACGACCACUCUCUCGUGCAGAAGCAAAACCUGACCGGCACCGAGCACGUCAUCCGAGGACUCAGAAGCGGACAGAAAUACCUCGUCGUCAUCACCGGCUACCAGAAAUCCCAACCCAAAGUGACCUACACAGGGACAUUCAGCACAA
This is a messenger RNA of Tauraco erythrolophus (red-crested turaco), 7086 nucleotides long. NCBI's taxonomy places the organism in Eukaryota, Metazoa, Chordata, Aves, Musophagiformes, Musophagidae. The record is from RefSeq and is a predicted model, not a curated record.